CCCCGGUAAGCACCAGGUCGACGAGGGCGGACCCGCCAAGGGGGCGGGGACAAGCGAAAACGACAGACGAGACAGCCAAUCGAGACGCGGGAUCGGCCGGCGGCGAUCUGGCGGCCCAACGGGCGCCGCGGAGGGCCUGGCCGAGUGGAGGAAGCGCGGGGGCGACAACGGGCCUUGUCGUGGCUGACGAGAUUAUUGGGGCGCGGGCCGCCCGGCCCGGUGGCGCCACUACUGUCUUCGGAAAGGUCAUCGGCAAGGCGCUUCCCGCCAACGUCAUCUACGAGGACGAGGAGUGCCUUGCGUUCCGUGAUCUUUCACCCCAAGCUCCGACGCUUUUCCUAGUCAUGCCUAAGGAGCCAAUUAUCAGGUUAUCUGAAGCGGAAGAUUCUGGUGAAUCUCUUCUUGGGCAUUUAAUGAUUGUUGGCAAGAAGCGUGCUGCUCACCUGGGCCUGACCAAUGGAUUCCGGAUGGUUGCGGAUGAAGGGCCCGAGGGUGGGCAGUCUGUCUGUCACGUACGUCUACGUAUUCUGGGUGGCUGUCAGUUGGGCUGGCCGCCUGGCUAAGAUUUUUGCACGCAAGAGUUGCUGCACGUGUACAAAUCGCCACUGAAUGGAUUUCGUCUGUUGCCCGUCAGUCUAGCCACUGUUGAUGUCUAAUUUUCUGUGACGUGUGUCUGUGGAAGGUAAUAAAAGCUUUGAGCAGCAGUUGCACAAUAAAGAUUUAGCAUGGGGAUAUCA
Messenger RNA from Gymnogyps californianus (California condor), 737 nucleotides. Its product is annotated as adenosine 5'-monophosphoramidase HINT1-like. Gene Ontology annotation, cellular component: nucleus; cytoplasm. Gene Ontology annotation, biological process: purine ribonucleotide catabolic process. Gene Ontology annotation, molecular function: hydrolase activity. The record is from RefSeq and is a predicted model, not a curated record. Lineage: Eukaryota; Metazoa; Chordata; Aves; Accipitriformes; Cathartidae.